Molecule: messenger RNA, 3975 nt
Organism: Hirundo rustica (Barn swallow)
Lineage: Eukaryota; Metazoa; Chordata; Aves; Passeriformes; Hirundinidae
Gene: FBXO22
Product: F-box protein 22
Exons: 7
Coding region: 29-1210 (393 amino acids)
Biological process (GO): regulation of skeletal muscle fiber development; positive regulation of proteasomal ubiquitin-dependent protein catabolic process; protein polyubiquitination
Molecular function (GO): protein binding
Source: RefSeq, a predicted model, not a curated record
GCGACGGGGCCGGGGAGGCGGCGGGACCAUGGAAUCCGCGGCCAAGGGCGGCUACGUCCUCGCCAACCUGGCCGAGGUGGUGGAGCGCGUCCUCGGCUUCCUGCCCACCAAGGCGCUGCUGCGCGCCGCCUGCGUGUGCCGGCUCUGGAGGGAGUGCGCCCGGCGGACGCUGCGGACGCGGCAGCGAAUCGCGUGGGUGUCGGCGCUGGAGCCGGGCCCCGCCGAGAACCACGCGCUGGUGCGCGCGCUGGCCCGCGAGCUCGAGAAGGUGCAUGUGCUGCCGCAGACCGUGCUCUACAUCGCUGAUGCGGAGACAUUCAGCGGGCACGAGGAGUGUCACGAGCAAAAGAAAGCCAGAAAAAGAAACAGUAAAGAAACAGCCCUGGCACUUGAAAAGUUGUUGCCGAAGCGAUGUCAAGUUCUUGGACUGGUCACCCCAGGGAUUGUAGUUACCCCGAUGGGUUCAAGCAGCAAUCAACCUCAAGAAAUUGAAGAGGGCGAAGCUGGGUUUGCUCUGUUGUUUCCCAAAAUUGAUGGGGUGAAAAUUCAUACCUUCCAUUUUUCUAAAGACGUGAAAAACAGGGUCUUUGAUGAAAGUAAAUUUGCUGAAGCAGGUCUGAAGAAUAACCCAGAUCUCCGUGUUGUUCUUCUGUUUGGCUACAACUCCUGGAAGACUGGAGCUACUCGAUUUCUUCAUCAAAUAGUCAAUCCAUUGAAUGAGAAAAGUAUUAUCCUGGCUGGAGGACAAGUGGAGAGCUUUACAUCACUGACCUCUGAGAAUAACCACGCCCAGCCCGGUGACGCCUGCGGCGUGGUUGGGCUGGCUUUCAGCGGUCCCCAGAUCCAGAGCGCCACUGUCCUGUUAGACCAGGACGUGGCUGACGAGAGGACGGCAGAAGCGGCCAUGCAGCGGCUCAAAGCAGCGAACAUCCCCGAGCACAACACCAUCGGCUUCAUGUUUGCCUGUGUUGGCAGAGGAUAUCGGCAUUACAAAACCAAAAGGAAUAUGGAAGCAGAUGCGUUUAGGAAGUUUUUUCCGAAUGUACCCCUCUUUGGCUUUUUUGGACAUGGGGAAAUAGGAUGUGAUCGAAUAGUUACUGGGAAUUUCGUGUUAAGAGAAUGUAAUGACAUAAAGGAUGACCUGCUUCAUGGUUAUACUACUGUUAUGACUCUUAUUCACCUUGGUUCAACUAAAGCAAACCAAGCAUAAGUUAGGCGUAAUGCUUCAGUGAGCUGUUUGUUUCAUUUCAGAGAGCUGAGAAGUCUGGAAGAGUGGACAUCUUGCAGUCAAAGCCCCUUCCAAAACGUAAACAUCAUUUUGGUAAUACUAUCGAGUCCUGUAGUUGCAAUAGUUUACUGUAAUAUCUGUGAGAAAGCCUUGCAUUUUGUGUAAUCCUCUGUACACAUCAGAAUUGCAGGAAAUUAUAUUUGAUGGAAUUCUGCAACUGAAGAAAGCCUCUUUCUUCCAAAAUGAAAAUGGUUUCUACGAUUCAUAGAAUAUGCUGAAUUGGAAGGGACCCAUCAGGAUCCUUGAGUCCAACUCUUGGCCCUGAACAGGACACCCUAAGAAUCCCACCAAGUGCCUGAGAGUGUUGUCCAAACUAUUCUUGAGCUCAGGCAGGCCUUGGUGCUCUGACCACUUCCCUGGGGAACCUGUUCCGGUGCCCAGCCACUCUGGGUGAAAAAUUUUUUCCUCAUAUCCAACCUAAACCUCCCUGACUCAGCUUCAUGCCGUUUCUUUGAGUUCUGUCACUGGUCACAAGAGUGAAGAGAUGUUGAAGACCACAAUGAACUCUUCCCUCAAUCUCCUCCAGGCUGAGCAAACUAAGUAUCCUCAGCCACUCCUCAUAAGGCUUCCCCUCCAGAUCUUUCACUUCCUCUUGGCAUUCCUCCGGACUCCCUCUAAACUUGAUGUCUUUUUUAUACUGAGGUGCCCAGAGCUGCCCCCAGGACUGGAGACUGGCCCAGUGCAGAGGUGGCAGGACAUUCUCCUCCCUGGCCUGGCUGGCAGUGCUGGGCCUGAUGCCCCCCAGGAUACUGGAUUGGAUUGGCCCUCCUGGGUGCAGGGCACAGCUGGCUCCUGCCCAACUUGCCACUGACCCCAGCUCCCUUCCCACAGCUGUUCUCCACCCUCUUGCUCCCCAGUCUGUGCACACAGUCCAGCACUUGGCAUUGUUAAUUCCAUAUGGUUGGUGAUUGCCCAUCUCUCUAGAGCCUCUGUCCUUGAGGGAGCUGACAGCUCUUCCCAAUUUAGUGUCAAUGCCAAACCCAAACCCAAGUGUAGAAAAAACCAGUACUUCGAUGUGCUCUAUUUAUGUAUGUAAAACACUGUAGGAAAACUACUGAUGCAUUAAAUCUACCAUUUCCUGGAUUUUAUUUCUAGAGAGAUGUUGAACUUUCCCAGAGCCCUGCUUACAAAACUGAACAGUUUUACUCUAUAAAAUCAAUGAAAAUCUUUAGAGUAAAGUAACAAAAUUCUUGUUAAAUAAAGACAGAAGUAUGUUGAAGUACCUUGCCUUCUAUUCUUAGAGAAAAAGCUCUGAUUUAAAGAUGUUGUCUGGCCAAGAGUUCAGCUGGGCUCAUCACCCUGAACUGAAUUUCAGUUGCUUAACUGUGCUGCUCAGAAUAUAGCGGUUGCCUCUGUUGUAGCGAGAUUACAAUCUUUUAAAUCCAGAGUGCUUAGAAAUAAGUCUAUCUGUCUUUAAGUUUCCCUAGGGAGAUUUUUGUUCUUAAAUUUGGAAUUGUGGGACACACAAGACCUGGCUAUAUUAUAUUUAUAUAGAGACUUAAAGUAAGACUUGUGCUUCUGCAUGUUUUUCCUAUGCUUUUACAUCAGUCACCUGUUUUGAUUGCUGCAGCUGGCAUGCAGUAUCAAGUGAGUAAAUUCAGCAUAGUCUCAGUAUAGCUAAUAAUAUAUUUGCUGCUUUUUAAAUUCUUUCCUCCCUUUCAUUUUCACUUAGCAAUGAUAAGAAUAGCAUGACAAGAAAAUAGGAUUAAUUUUGCACCGUAUCACCAGAUUUCUAAAUGCAAAAUCAGGCAGCUGGCCCAUUUUCAGUGUGGUAAAAAGAAAAUACCUGUAUGUUGUACAACAAAGUAACAUUUUUUUGCUUUAAAUGUACCAAAGAAAACCUCAGCAACUUUAUUCUCAUGUCUAGUUAAAACCUUCCUGAACUUGGCCUAACAAGCUUUAGUAGGGGUGUGUCUGUCCUUGGGCAUUAACUGUUGGUGACAGUAUGUGCUGAGCAUAGGCAGCACUUCCCCAUGGCUGUAUUGAUAGGGUUUUGUUAAUUAGAAGAUAGGAUGAGCUCUGAACUCCCAGUGGCCAUCUGUGGAUGGGAGAUUAGUAAGGUGUGUCUUGGAUAACAUUCAGUUAUUUCAUUUAGAGGGAGAGGUAUCUGGAAGUGGAAUUUGGUUGAAGUUUUGGAGAAGCCCCUUGAUGGGAGGUGACUGUUAUUUUAGCAUAACCAGAAUGUCUCAUUUGGCCCUUUGUGUCUGCAUAAGCUUCAUGUUUAACAGGACAGAAAGGAAAUGUUUUGUUUCUGUAAUGCAGAUAGGAUUGCUGGUGCUGCCAGCCAUGCUGACCAGCCUAGGAAGGUUGACUGCUUGCUGUAUUAGAGCAGUUGAAGAGUGACCCUCAGCAACAGUGCAGACUGAGCCAGAAGGUCAGAGAAGUUGAUGGUGAGCUCAGACAAUGGCACAGCUAUUCCAGAAGGGCCAGGGUGGUCUGCAGGGGACAGUCAGCAGGUCCUGUAGCUGAGGAAGCUUCAGAGGUAAACACAGUACAGAAAAGGGGGUGGAGAGGGUCUGCAUCAGAAUCCAGGAAUCCUCUCCAGCAUCAAGUCUGGGGAUGAGCCCAAAAUACCCUGGUACCAAUACACUGUCUGUCCCAGGCCACAUCAUGCCUUCCACGUGACAGGGAAGUGGUGCAAGUGAUAAAAUUGCAACAUCUGUGAUUAAAGUGUUUUGCUAUCCAAA